GGGAUGACGUCAUACGGAAGUGUUAUGCCACCGGUGCUGUGAGCAUCGCAUGGAUACAGACCUAAACUAAAGUUAUGGAGAAAAAUAAUGAUGACAGUCUGAGCCAGGUCCGCCAUGUUAUACUAGUCUUGUCAGGAAAAGGAGGUGUGGGCAAGAGCACCAUCACCACAGAGUUAGCUCUGGCCUUCAGGCAUGCAGGCAAAAAGGUUGGCAUCCUGGAUGUUGACCUGUGUGGACCCAGUAUCCCCCGUAUGCUGAGUGUCGGCCGACCUGAUGUGCACCAGUGUGACUCAGGCUGGGUACCGGUCUACACUGAUGCCCAGAAAAGUCUCGCCCUUAUGUCCAUUGGCUUCCUCAUGGAGGACCCUGAUGAAGCGGUGGUGUGGAGGGGGCCAAAGAAAACAGCUUUGAUUGGCCAGUUUGUGUCAGAUGUAGCAUGGGGAGAGCUGGACGUCCUGCUGGUGGACACGCCCCCGGGGACAUCCGAUGAACAUUUAGCCGUCCUGGAGAACCUCAAGAAACACAGAGUAGAUGGAGCCGUUCUGGUCACCACACCUCAGGCAGUAUCAACAGGGGACGUACGGAGAGAGAUCACCUUCUGUAAGAAGACAGGUGUACGGAUCCUGGGCAUUAUUGAAAACAUGAGCGGCUUUGUUUGUCCAUACUGCUCAGAGUGCAGUAAUAUAUUCUCAAAGGGCGGUGGUGAAGAGUUGGCCAAGCUGACUGAAUCGGUCUUCCUCGGUUCUGUGCCCUUGGAUCCUCAACUCAGCAGCAGUAUAGAGGAGGGCAGAGACUUCAUGCAGUCAUUCCCUGAGAGCGCCACCUUCAGUGCCAUCAGCAGUAUUUCUGAGACUCUACUCAACAGCCUCCAAACAGUUUGACACAGAAUGUAUAUGUAUAUAUUUUAUGCUUAAUUAGUCAUUCAACAGCCUUAGACAUGUUACAUUUUGUCAUGUACAUAAAGAAAAAUAAUCUUGACUGUACUUGAUUUGUACUUGUGUGAAAUUACUUCCUGCCAGUGCAGUGCAAGCUUUAUCUUUCACCAUUGCUGCACCAAGCUUUGAUGUGUUAACCACAGUGUGAAGAUGAUCAGUUCUCACCUCAUUGUCUGUUUUACACUGCAUGUUGAGCUCUUUUUCUAAUAAAAGCUGCCUCUGCAAUCACAGAAUAAAACAGUACUGAGAACACUGUACAUUUGACGUUGAAGCCAGUCAAAUCUAAGUUGGAAUCUUCUUUAAUUCGAUUGUGAAAACAUUCACGUCGACACAUCAGGAUAACUUCAAUACCAGUGGUAAUACAGGAUUGUAGAUUGGUGCUUCAGUAAAUGCAUCUGCAGCAGUUCCAUUUUCAGAAAACAUACUCCAGAUCAAAUCGGAACAGUCCUUUUGAUAAACUAGGCCAGUCCCAAACACUAAUCUCACAGGAUUUCUGUGAUUAUGCUACAAACUAUACCAUCAAGUCUUGUGUCAUUUAAACAAUUUUUUGUGAAGGCGCUAUGCGUACGGUCUCUUGAUCUGGAUUAAAUCAUCUGAAAGUGGCCUGCUCCUCAGCAUCAUAUCCAACAGCAACAAAACACUGAAAUCCAUGCAGGAUUCUAAUGGCUGGAAUGUGGAAGAGAUGAAUUACAGCCACAGAUGGGAGGGGGGAGUGAAGAAGAUGGAGAGGAGAUGAAAUUUGGAAAUUACACUUGUGAGACCCAACACUGGGCACACACACCUUUAAUGCAAACAGCAGUACUACAGGAAAAACACUGAAGUUUGAGAAUGUUUGCGUCAUGAUUAGAAUACAGCUACACACAAAACUCCCACUCCACCAGCAACAUACUAAAGGCAAUCUUAAUUAUUAAACCAAGAGUUACAUCCAGAGGAAUUCCAACCACUUAUCACAAUUAACCCACAGUGCAUAAAAUCUAUCUAUAUAGAUAUUUAUAUGUCUGUAUAUAUGUAUAAUAUAUCCUGGGGAAUUAAAGUUCAAUGAACAAUUUCUUAUAAAUAAAAUCAGUGGAAAAAAAAUCUUAAGUCCAUACACAUUUCUCUUUACAAACAGAUCCUCAAGAUUAAAUGCAGAAACUGUGUCGACUCCCAAAGAUUUGUGGGAGGAAUAAGAGCUGUGCGGCCCUUUGGUCAGCUCUAAAACCAGAGGCCGAGCUGCCUCAGCUGGCCUCAAGGCCCAAAUAAGUGGAGGG
Sphaeramia orbicularis (orbiculate cardinalfish) is the source of this 2185-nucleotide messenger RNA. It is a transcript of the gene nubp2, whose product is annotated as nucleotide binding protein 2 (MinD homolog, E. coli). The record is from RefSeq and is a predicted model, not a curated record. Gene Ontology annotation, biological process: iron-sulfur cluster assembly. Gene Ontology annotation, cellular component: cytosol. Gene Ontology annotation, molecular function: ATP-dependent FeS chaperone activity; 4 iron, 4 sulfur cluster binding; ATP binding. The transcript is spliced from 7 exons. The coding region runs from base 75 to 881 and encodes 268 amino acids. Lineage: Eukaryota; Metazoa; Chordata; Actinopteri; Kurtiformes; Apogonidae.